This is a messenger RNA of Carassius auratus (goldfish), 3495 nucleotides long. RefSeq names its product bone morphogenetic protein 5 (gene bmp5). The record is from RefSeq and is a predicted model, not a curated record. Lineage: Eukaryota; Metazoa; Chordata; Actinopteri; Cypriniformes; Cyprinidae. Gene Ontology annotation, molecular function: cytokine activity; growth factor activity. Gene Ontology annotation, cellular component: extracellular region. The transcript has 7 exons. Bases 1787 to 3118 code for a protein of 443 amino acids.
UUGUAUGAUUUUAUUCAUACCCAUGCCUUAUUAAAUCACAGUUUAUGAUUCUCUGACAUAUUUCAGGUUUUCCAUAGACGUGGGAACUCCUUAUUACACAUCAGAUUUCAAAUGUGAGUGUGAUUCGAUAAUAUCUAUAUUAAAUGUAACAAAAAAAAGGUAAAUUAAACAAAUUUAUUAUGUGCAUUUUAAUCCACCUUUCUCUACAGCAAAUUGUCAUGAAGACACAAUUCUGAAAGCAUUUUUUAACCCUUGGUUGAAAAAGGUUGUCUAGUAGAGUGUAAUAAAGCUCACAUUCCCAUACAUGUGUCAUUUUUUUUUUUUUAUAUAUAUAUAUAAGAACUAAUAUCAGUUACAGCUUUUCCUGUGAGAGUGCUUUCUUAUUUUUUGCAGUGAUUUUCUUUCUUUUUUUACCUUCAUGUUUGAAUGACUUUUGAUAACAUUAAUUAAAACCUUUUUUAAUUAUUUUUUUGUUGUUGUUGCUGAUUUUGCUUGAUUACAAAAAUAUUUCUUAUUAUGUGGGAAAUGUAUACUAAAGUUCCCAGCAUGUGAUUUACAGCAUUCUUACAAUGAGGCACAUCCUGUGAUAAAUCCUACAUAGUUUAGGUAACAGGUGAUCCAAUCAAAUUAUUCCACUCGAGUAUUACUGAUUGAAAAGACUGUUGAAAUGGUAACACAACAGUAUGGUACCGCACAAAUUAACCAUUAAAGCUAAACGCUACUAAAAAAAAAAAAAUACUGUUAAAAAUGCUGCUAUUCUGCAAUUGCACUGAUUCUGAGUUCCAUUCCUAGAUGUCGCUGUUACUCUUUUCUUACAUUUUGGAUGUUCCCUUGUAAGACUUGCCUUUUAGGUUUUCAUUUGAGAUAACCUAAAAUUAUUCACUUUCAUGAAUUUUAACAGGACUAGAUAGAUAGAUAGAUAGAUAGAUAGAUAGAUAGAUAGAUAGAUAGAUAGAUAGAUAGAUAGAUCCUGUAGAUGUCACAACGAGCCCAGCGUUUAUCCAAAUGAAGUUUACAAAGUUAAGUUGGUAGAAGUCUCACAAAUGAAGUUGUUUGCCAUUGUAGAAGUUGAAACAGUAAUAACCAGAAGUCCAGAUGAUGGCACUGCCAUAGCAAACUUUUUACUUUGGAAAGUGCUCUCGUUGGUCGUGAACUCGAAUAUAAGCCAAUAGAGCGAGCAACGUUGAAAUUAAUCUGACAGGUGUUUGCCCGCCUGGACUUCUCCUUUGACUAAUCACGAAAGGUCUCAUAUAUCAAGUGUCUCUCAUUUCACGGUGAGCUUGCAUUCAUGCCCCAGGUCAACGAUGUUUUAUAUACGACCGCUAGAGGUUGAUGCAAACCCUCGAGAGUGUGGGACGGACUAUGGCUUUCAACACUUUUUCAGGGAUGUAGUCUUCUGUCCGUGCAUGCACAACUUGAGCUAGUUCAUGCACUGCCUCCUGAGGCUGCGCGCUUCUGUUUCCAGGCGCUCGAGUAAAUGCGCAGGUGCUUUGUAAGUCGUUUCUCUCCAUUUCUACAUUGCGUGUUUGAUGUUAAACAAUUCAGUUCAGAAUUCAAUUCAAGUCAAUGACAGUAGUGAAGAUGUUGCACGGCGCAAGCAACAGCUGACCUGAGGCAUCACCUUGAAGUCUGAGAAGAAAUUCAUUCUAGGUUUGAGAGGAAACACGGAAUAAAAAUCUUGAUCAGUAACGAACUUGAACAAACUCUGCUAUUAAUGGUGCACCAUGGUGAGCACCAUCAUCAACCCAGCAGUCGCUUGGUGAAAGCAUCAUCCUGAGAGAUAAAGAUGAGAGCGCCAACAUUCGGACUUCUGUGGAGCUGUCUCGGCUUUCUUCACGGCGUUCAGUGCGGGUUAGGAGACAACCAUGUGCAUUCGAGCUUUAUUUACAGGCGGUUGCGUAACCACGAGCGGCGAGAGAUCCAGAGAGAGAUCCUCUCCAUCCUGGGCUUGCCUCACCGUCCCAGGCCCUUCUCCCCGGGUAAACAGUCGUCUUCUGCACCGCUCUACAUGCUGGACCUGUACAACGCGAUGACGACCGAGGAAGAGGACGCGACACUGGGGAAGAUGCUCUCUGGGAAAGCGCGUAAAGGCGCGUCUGUGGUUCCACACGGAUACUCGAGCGCGCCGCAGCAGCCGUACCGCGCGACACCCUUGACCAGUCAGAGCCCGCCUUUGGCCACCGCGCAAGACACCAACUUUCUCAAUGACGCGGAUAUGGUGAUGAGCUUCGUCAAUCUGGUCGAGCGGGAUAAGGAUUUCUCCCAUCACAGACGACACUACAGGGAGUUUCGUUUCGACCUGACUCAGAUUCCAGAAGAUGAGGCAGUGACCGCCGCCGAGUUCAGGAUUUAUAAGGAUCAAAGUCACGUCAGAUAUGAGAACAUCACACUCAAGGUCACCAUAUACCAAGUCAUCAAAGAAUAUCCAAACAGGGAUGCCGAAACAUUUCUCCUGGACUCCAAAAAGAUCCGUGCUACUGAUGGGGGGUGGCUGGUGUUUGACAUCACGGCCACCAGUAAUCACUGGGUCCUGAACCCGCAGCAGAACAUGGGCCUACAGCUCUGCGUAGAGACCACUGACGGUAGAAGCAUCAACAUGAAAUCUGCUGGCAUCAUUGGAAGGACCGGACCUCAGUCCAAACAACCAUUCCUGGUUGCUUUUUUUAAAGCCAGUGAGGUUCUGCUCCGUUCUGUAAGAGCCACAGGAAGCAAGAGGAAGAGCCACAACAGAAACAAAAGCAAAACACAACAGAAAUCUUCGCCAGCUCUCAAAAGUGGAGAUCAGAACACCAGUGAACAGAGACAAGCCUGCAAGAAGCAUGAACUUUAUGUGAGCUUCCGCGACUUAGGAUGGCAGGACUGGAUUAUUGCUCCAGAGGGCUAUGCAGCCUUUUAUUGUGAUGGAGAAUGUUCAUUUCCACUCAAUGCACACAUGAAUGCGACAAACCAUGCGAUUGUGCAGACCUUGGUCCAUCUAAUGUUUCCUGAUAAUGUGCCAAAGCCUUGCUGUGCACCGACCAAACUAAAUGCCAUAUCGGUGCUGUAUUUUGAUGACAGCUCAAAUGUAAUUCUGAAGAAGUACAGGAAUAUGGUGGUGAGGUCCUGUGGAUGUCAUUAAGGGCAUUGAGGAGCUUCUAUGUCAUAUUGCUGGAAUAACAUAUCAAAAUAAAUAGUUUUUGACAUUUGAUGUACAGUAUUAUGUAUAUAUUAGCUCAUGGUUCCUCUUAUUUAUUUGGCUUUGUUUUGUAAUAACGUUUUUUAAUACGAGAGAUGUAGAUAAGUUACCACUCUUUACCACAGAUCCAUAGCUGAUUGCUUUUUUCUGAGAAUAUGUUAAUGAGUUAGGCCAGUUAGAGAGAGUUUUACAGGAUCAGGUAUAAUUUCCUUUCUUUAGAUUACAUGUCAAGUUCAUGAGCAACCACUCCAAAACAGAACUGCUGCUAUUUAACAAAAGAAAUGUCAAUGCCUUAAACUCUAAAUCACCUAAUUACAUUU